Molecule: messenger RNA, 5160 nt
Organism: Carassius gibelio (silver crucian carp)
Lineage: Eukaryota; Metazoa; Chordata; Actinopteri; Cypriniformes; Cyprinidae
Product: zinc finger CCHC domain-containing protein 24
Exons: 4
Coding region: 319-1035 (238 amino acids)
Molecular function (GO): nucleic acid binding; zinc ion binding
Source: RefSeq, a predicted model, not a curated record
ACAUGAAUAUUCAAUGAUUUCCUUGCUGUUACAGUGCAAAUAAAGCGAGAUAACGGGCCGUGGACAGCGGGCUAAAACUUUUUAUUUCUGACAUAUUAGAGCAAUGACUUUUGUGUAAUUACGAACCUGGGACACGGAUCCCAGCGAAGGAAUUGGGGUCUGUGCUGGAAGAAGAGAGAGAAGCUCUGAUUUUUUUUUUUUUUUUUUUUUUUUUUUUUUUUUGGGUGUGGAAAACCGGACGGCGCAUUCACAGUAGAUUCUGAACAAGUUUGCCUUUUCCAGAAGUAACAGUGGAAGAGUAAAAGUUACAGUAACAAUAUGAGCUUGCUGUCUGCUAUAGACACCAGUACCUCAGUGUACCAGCCUGCACAGCUUCUCAACUGGGUUUACCUUUCUUUACAAGACACGCAUCAAACGAGCGCCUUCGAUGCCUUCCGACCCGAGCCCAACUCUUCCCAUCCGGACCUGAACUACAGCAAAUCUCCUGCCAAUGACCUGAGCUCCUCUCUCAACUCCAACUAUCUCAACAACUUCUUUCAGCUGCAGAGGAAUGAGGCCCUGAAUAAUGGUUUAUACAAAAGUGUGUCCCCAUACGGCUCUCUUAACAACAUAGUGGACGGGCUGACCUCUCUAACGGACCACUUCUCCGACCUCUCCCUGUCCUCUGAGCCACGCAAGCCCAGCAAGAGACCGCCACCAAACUACCUGUGCCAUCUCUGCUUCAACAAGGGACACUAUAUCAAAGACUGCCCGCAGGCAAGACCCAAAGGUGAAGGACUGACUCCAUACCAAGGCAAGAAGAGAUGCUUCGGUGAAUACAAGUGCCCUAAGUGCAAGAGGAAGUGGAUGAGUGGAAACUCCUGGGCUAACAUGGGACAGGAAUGCAUCAAAUGCCAUAUCAAUGUUUAUCCUCAUAAACAGCGUCCUCUAGAGAAACCCGACGGCCUGGAUGUUUCCGAUCAGAGCAAGGAACACCCGCAGCAUCUGUGCGAGAAGUGCAAAGUCCUGGGCUACUACUGCCGCCGUGUGCAAUAAGGAGGAUCCCGAGGCCGUCUCCACCCUUUUCCAUCGCUUAACCUACCGAAUGCUCCAAGAAAAAGUGAAAAGUGCCAAAAUAUUCAUGUAAAUAUCUCUAACACUAGUAAUGGCUUUGUCUAUCAGCAGCAUGUGAUGCAUUUAUUGUGUAUAAUGGACAAAUGAAUAUGGUUGGGACAGUAUUUCUAUCCGUACGGGACGCAGUGGAUUACCUCACCAUUGCGUCUCCUGAUUGUGUGUUUACAGACUUUCCCUUCAUUCUCCCUGCCAAGUGAACUAUAAGGAUGUGCCAAGCACUAAAGGUGUCAUGUUAGUUUGCUCAAACAAGGGCCCAGUGUGCCUUUGCAGAGUUUUUGGGUCAAUAGCACAUCAUAUUAACUGUGAAUUAACAGAGGGACAAUGGACUUUCCGUCCCUAGCUUUUGUGUGACAUAUUUAUUUAUGUUUGUAUAUCGUUUCACAGUGCAAUUGAAUUAACUAAACUGGGAUAAUUUCGUCUGUGUUUGUAUCUGGACAGGUAUUGUCUAACCCCACCUCUUGCCAUUAGAAACUACUGUAGAAUAGAACUUUCUAAUGCUUCGGAUUAGUGCGUCAGGUAGUUUAUAUCUUUCACGUGCACGCUUUGAAUUGCCAAAUGUGAGAUAUUUUUGUCAAGUUGGCUAAGUGCAGCCCUGGAGGCACCCAUAACAUUUGAACUGAGUAGUUGGAAACUAUGCAAAACCAUUGCAGCUAAUGCAGAGUCAUCAGUUCCUUUACAUUGCUGCGCAGUCAAAUGAAGUGUGUGGAUGAUCGUCACCGUCCUUUGAAAUGUGAUUACGUAUGUUGUCAAUUGUUGCCAGAGAACUGCUUCAAACGUCUUACAAACCUAUGUAAAGAUGAGGUGUUUUUUUUUACAGGGGUUAAAAUGUGAGCUUUUCAGUACAUAUGCUAGCAUUUAAAAACAUAACGCCUGUUCUUCACUGAGAUAUUUGCCUCAGGAUAAAGAGUGUGUUUUAAUGACACAUCUCCGAUGACAUACUGUGCAUGUGUCUUAUACAAACACUGCUCCAGAAAAUGUCAUUAAUUUCACUAUUAUGCAACACAUUCAUUUUUAACUUCAAAAUGAGUCAUUCACAUCCUUCACUCUUAAAAAUAAAAGUUCCAAAGGAGCUUUUUUUUCCACAGCAAUGACUUAAAAGAAGAUUUUGGGUUCGCAGAAGAACAGUUUGUGAAGAACAUUUUAAUUACAUCAAGUGUUCAGUUUGGCCCUUGCACUAAAAUAUGUUUCAUAAAAAAAAAAACUGCCACUGUUAACACAAUCAUUCUGAUCAUAUUUCAGAAUUACUGUAAAUCCUUAAUUUUAAACAUCUUUAUUGCCUAACCCAUAUCGACAGAUUUAUGCGUUAUCUACAAACGCACCUGAUUAAUUACACCGUUUAAACUGUGAUUUUUGGGAAGCAUUUUCUAUUUGAGUGGACAAAUAUAUGGUUGUAAAAGGAAAAUAAGGACAGAGUAUGUAAUGCUGAAGAGUUUUUAUGAGAUGUAAUGAGAAAACACUUUGGGUACAUUUGACUGAUCAGGAGACAAUUAUUAUUGAGAGCAUUAUGAUGGGAGGGUGUUAAUAUUUGGAUGGAUAUAAACGUGUACAGGAUCUCAUAUGUGCUGUUACCUCUUGUUAUGGCUCACACAUAGUACUAAUUGAUCAUAUUUGAGUGUGACCCAGGAUCACUGAACAAUAAUUGUAGUUUUACGUGUUCCAGUGGGAAGUCAUAGACAGAUACUGUGAGAAAUGGCAUCAUCGCGUUGUUAACCCUAGAUGUACAUAAGAAGUUAAAUGCAUUUACAUGGCAGAUACAAUGUAUAUAAUCGUUUAAUUAUCUUUGGAGUCAACAAAUUGUCUGUUGAAUAUUAGUUUCAUUUAUUGGGAUAAACUCAGAUGAAGAUAUGAAUUGGAAACGUCUAGUAGAACAUUUAUUUUUUUUGCCAAGAAAUGCUAUGUAUGAUGUUGAGGAAUAAAAGAGCCGAUUAGAUGUCUGAAAAUGUUAACCAGCUAAUUUUACUUUAGUUACAAAAAUGGGUUGGAGUUUCUGAUGGGAAAUUCAAGGACUAUAAACUGCCAGGGAUUCAAUCGUUAGAUAACUGUUAAAUAAAAAGCAAGGCUGUUUCUGUGAGUCACUUCUUUGUUCUUCGGACGUCGUCAUUUUUUUUCUGAGACCCUUUAUUUCUUAGUAACUGUGUUUUUCUGGAGUUGCUAAUGGCUUUGCUGUGCGUACAUUCUUACAUGCCAAGAUUUUCUUCAGGCUUCAUUUAGGUUGGAAUGAAUUACUUUGCUUUUGAUAAACAUCAUAAUGAAUGGCGUAAUGAAAAAAACAAACAGUAAAAUAAAUGAUUACUGUGGAUUCAUCAUAAUCCUUGCUUAUCACCCAUAGCUGGUAGUCUACACAGUGAUUUUCAUGCAUCUUUGGGAUCAAUUCAAGUUCUGUACACUUUAACAGAUGCACCACUAGAUCGAGGUCUUGUUAUUACAAUUUGCUUUAUUAUAGCAAAAUACUUGCAUUGCACUACGUACAUGACUAAACGAUAACAGCCCUGAGUUUUGUAAAUGUUGAAGGCAGAUUUACAUAACUGAGCUUGCCUUGAUUUCUUCUAUAUUGAAUGAAAGACAGAGCUUGUGGUAUUGACAGUGUACAUGCAUUUAACAUUAUACAAAGUGCUUUAUCCGCAUGUGUUUUUGUCUUGAAAUACAUAUACUUGACUUUUAUAGCUCACUUUCAAUAUAAACUUGUUAUUUUCUAUUAAAGUUAUGUGUAUUUUGGAAACAAUAUAGAUUAUUUAGAUUUUGGAGCAGUUUGAUAUCCAGAUAUGAUUUUGUUGUUUUCCCUUACAAAGAUACUAGUAUGUGUUUUGUGUAUAUAUUCGAUUACCAUUAUUAUCAAGUUAGCAAUUUCAAAAUGUUAUGAUGCAAUAUUAAAACUUUGUAUGUGAAAAAGGGCAAAAUGCUGAGAUGCAAAAGAGCUGUUCGUUUUAUCCUUUCCUUUGAUGUUUUACGAUAAUCUUUGGUUAUAUUCUACAGAAAUAUUUAUGGAAGGAUUCUGGUCUUUUUUUUUUUUUUAACAAUUCAGUUUUGUUUUGUUUUUGUUUUUUUUGUAUAAAAGAUGCAGCCGAAGCUACUCUAUGAAGAAAAUAUUGAUGACUACAUAGAAUAUUAUUCAAAAGUUGGUACAUAAUGAUUAUGCCCUUACAAGCCAUUUAUUUGUUUAGUUUAGUUUUUUUAUUCUGGAUGUUAUUGGUAUAUAGUAACCUUACCUGUUAGGAGCAUUCAUGUGCUUCAAUGUUGUUUAAUCUUUGUGUGUCUGCUGUACAGCAUCUAUGUUUUGAUUUGCAUGUAUAGGAAACCUUCUAACGUCACAGCGGUUUUUAUCACAACAGAGACUGACUCAUACUGUAAGUCAUAGGGCUUUUUUACUGAGGUGUUUUAUUGAUGCAAAACAGUGGCAAAAAGACAUGACUAACUCCAGUCAUUGACCAUAACAAUGAAUUGCACGUACAGACCUUUUACUUGUUCAAAAUGUGUUCGUGAAUCAAGCCCAUACUGUAUGAAAAUGUGAGCUCUAGUUAGCCGUCUCCAGUUACUGCCAAGUCCAGGAAUGAUGGUGAAAUAUUUUUCUUCAUAUGUAAAAAUGGAAAAUAAUCGGACUAUUUUUCAAAUGUCUUUGGGAUUGAAGUUUGCAUGUGCAUGUUUUUUUGUUUUUUUUUAUGAUUCAGAUUCAUCAUUUGUGCAAUGUAUUCUUAUUUAAUAUUAAUACGUUUAAUUCUUGCCAAGAGAUAUUUUGUAGAAUACACCUCUCUAAUUUCUAGUCAUAAAUAAAUGCCUCUAUUUACUCCUAGUAUUUUCCAUUAAUAGAUUUCCUGAAUGUACUGAUUUAACCCUCAUGUUUGUAAUGUCUGUAAAAUAUUUGUCAUCAUAUUGGAGUGGACCGAGCAACAGAAAGAGUUUAUGAGGGAAUCUGCUAGACUGUGAGACGAGAUGAAAUCUGUUGCUCUGUGUCCAUGAAACGGCAUUCCGAUAUGUGCCUUAUUUGUUAGUUAGGAAAACUGAAGACUGUGCUUUUAGGAGUUUGUUCAAUUAAAACAUUGACUAAGUGAA